This is a messenger RNA of Trichosurus vulpecula (common brushtail), 1376 nucleotides long. RefSeq names its product casein kinase I-like. Gene Ontology annotation, molecular function: protein serine/threonine kinase activity; ATP binding. Bases 1 to 981 code for a protein of 326 amino acids. Gene Ontology annotation, cellular component: nucleus; cytoplasm. NCBI's taxonomy places the organism in Eukaryota, Metazoa, Chordata, Mammalia, Diprotodontia, Phalangeridae. The record is from RefSeq and is a predicted model, not a curated record. The transcript has a single exon. Gene Ontology annotation, biological process: signal transduction; negative regulation of canonical Wnt signaling pathway; peptidyl-serine phosphorylation.
AUGGCCUGCCACGGUUACCUCAGGACUGAUUUUAUUGUGGGAGGGAGAUAUCAACUGAUAAGAAAGAUUGGGUGUGGGGCUUUCGGAGACAUCUAUCUGGCAACCAAUCUCUUAACCGGCGAGGAUGUAGCUGUAAAGCUUGAAUCCCAGAGGGCCAAGCACCCUCAGUUGUUGUAUGAAAGCAAGCUGUACAGCAUCCUCCAGGGUGCGGUGGGCUUCCCCCGCAUGUGUUGGUUUGGUCAAGAGAGAAAUUACAAUGUUCUUGUUAUGGAUUUGCUGGGGCCCAGCUUGGAAGACCUGUUUAAUUACUGUUCCCGUAGUUUCAGUUUGAAGACUGUCCUGUUGCUAGCUGAGCAGAUGAUUACUAGAAUAGAAUAUCUGCAUAGUAAGAAUUUCAUACAUAGGGAUAUCAAACCUGAUAAUUUCCUGAUGGGCAUGGGGCAUCACCGAAACAAGCUGUUCCUCAUUGAUUUUGGUUUAGCCAAGAAGUAUCGAGAUGCUAAAACCAAAGAGCACAUCCCAUACCGAGAAGAUAAAAAUCUAACUGGCACUGCUAGGUAUGCCAGCAUCAACGCUCACCUGGGUAUAGAACAGAGCCGCAGAGAUGAUUUGGAAUCGGUUGGCUACGUUCUGAUGUAUUUCAACAGAACAAGCCUUCCCUGGCAGGGACUAAAGGGGGCAACCAGGAUGGAGAGAUAUGAAAAGAUUACUGAAAAGAAAAUGGCCACACCUAUUGAAACCUUAUGCAGAGGUUUUCCACCAGAAUUUGGCAUAUACCUCAACUACUGCCGCUCUCUGGGCUUUGACGAAACUCCAGAUUAUUCGUAUCUGAAGCAACUAUUCAACCUCCUUUUAAAAUCGAUGGGCCAACCACACGAGCAUGGUGAGGAUCCUUUUGACUGGAGCCUGAGGCAGAGGUCGCAGCAUGCACAUGCUGCUCGUAGGCAGAUGCAUCAGGCUCGCCACCCAACACAUUUCUAAGCAGGAAGAGCACAUGACGGAGCAGAUGAGAAGGGAGGGUGCUUUAUUUCAAAAAAAAAAAAAUUACUUAAUAUGGACUUUUACUUUAUUUCAAAAAACAUCAAAUUAUAUGGACUUUUACAAAUUGUUGGGGCAACUGUUGAUUGUUAAGAAUUUUAAUUCAAAAUGCAAAAAACAACCACUACCUUAAUUUCAGAAAAAAAAACCUCAAAAAACCCCUUAAUUUCAGAAAGAAGAACAAAGAACUUAAUUUCAGAAAACUAAAAAGGACUUAAUUUUAGUAUAAACCUGUGUGGUAGGCAAGAUCUCGCAGACACAGACUCCAUCGGAUUUCUGAGUUUGGCACCUAUAAGGCAAAGAAGAUCAGAAGUUAUUACUCUCCAGCUCUAGAAAUA